CCUUAAAGCUUUUGUAUUAGCUGAUAUUAUAGUGAACGUAAAGUAAGUGUAUAACUGUUUAUAUGGUGGACCUGAAGCUGAGUAUGAGUACUUCUGAGUAUUAUGUGAAGGACUCACCAACAAAGCGUGCGUCCAGAGAUCUAACCAAUAAUACUGAGCCAGGCACAUUGAAUUCUCUUAGAGAAGAAAACUGUUUAAUCAAGCAACCCGUGGCAGAGGACAUGAUCCUAAGGCGCAGUCAGUACCUCAAGCCUAAAUGCAGAGUACGAAAGAUUUCUUCAAAGGCAGCUGUAUUAGUGCUCAUUUGGACUGUUCUAGCCAUAUCUGUAAUCGGAUAUUUGGGCAAUCUAACAAUAUUGUUUCAUUUGAACGAUGACCUGAUUUCUGCUAUUGUGCCUGCGGUCGUAUUUGUCGUUAUGGCUUUACUUUCAGGCUACAUUGCUGAUAACUUUAUCGGGCGAUACAAAUCGGCAAAGAUUGCAUUCAUACUAUUGUUUGCAACUUCCAUUCUGCAGUGUAUAUUGGUGACAGCCAAACAGUCGAUCGUGGAGUACCCACUGGGUUUGAGAAUUGGAUUAGUAACGUUCACUUCAUCUCUGGGAUUUGGUAGUUUUGCUAUUCUAUUGGUCACUCUACCGCAAAUUGGUCUGGAUCAAAUGACUGACAACUCGGUCUCCAACAUCACCAGUUUCAUAGCGUGGUUUGUCGCUUCUUGGUUUUUUGGUGUUUGGUUUAGUGAGUUCUCUUCUACCACGGGCUUGUUUUGUUUCGGAGAUGAUUUUCAGACAGUUUGGAGCUUGUUAUCUGUAGUUAGCAUGUCGAUUGUUCUCAUCUCUGACUUUUUCCUCACUCCAAAAUGGCUUAUUAUUGAACCAAAAUCUCCACAAUCUAUUAAGACGAUCUACCGUGUCUUGAAGUAUGCUGCAAAACACAAAUCUCCUACUAAUCGCAGUGCUCUCACAUAUUGGGAAGAAGGCAUACCUUCUAGAAUAGACCUGGGGAAGACAAAGUAUGGUGGACCAUUUACAGUAGAGCAAGUUGAAGAUGUGAAAACUCUCUUAAGAAUAUUGGCUCUCACUGCACCCUUAUGGCUGACCUUUUUUUCAUUCCAAAUGCAAUUGAAAAUUGUAUAUAAUAUUGUACUCAAAGCUGAUCCAUUUGGAAAUGUUACCGACAGCCAACGAUGCCACUCACAUGUGAUCAUGUUUUUCACCUAUGAGUCGAAUUUGCUUACUGUUCUGUUCCUUGUUGUGUAUGAGCUCGUUGUUUUUCCACUAAUUGGACAUUUGACUCCAAGCUCAAUCCGACGUAUUGGUAUGUCUGUCCUGCUUAUUGUGAUCGCUUCCUUUUUCUGCAUAUUGAUCUGUGUGUACUUCUAUUUCUACCAUGAUAUUCACAUUGCACUAGCCUACAUCUAUGCUUUGAGUGUAGCUACCAUUUUUUCUAUACUAUAUCCUUCUUUAAUGGAGUUUGUUUCUGCUCAGUCACCUUACAACAUGCGCAGUCUUUUGCAGGGCUACUUGUGGUGUAUUGUCAUGUUUUCUAGUGGAAUAACCGAACUGAUAAUUACCUUCUCGAUUUCUAAGUAUGGUUUAGCGCAUCACAAGUUGAUCUUCUCAUCCGUUGCUACUGUGGUUACUUUGGUUGGGUUUGUACUGUUUUGUCUACUUGCUCGCUGGUACAAGAGGAGAGAAAGAGAUGACAUAGUCAGCGUUCAUACUUUGGUUGAGGAAGUCUACGACAGAUAUAUCUCAAAUAGAUCUGUACUCUAGCACGUACUGGCCAGUAUUUUUUAUAUUAAGUUGCUUUGAACGUUUUCGUUUUGUUGAUACUUUCCAUGAAUAAGUUUCCGAGUAUAAGUUGGCUGUAUACAUUUCUAACUGGAGAACAAUAUAAUAACUGUAUGUGUUCUGCAGGAAUACAAUGGUUGCCACUAUGUAUGUAUCCUUGGGGCA
Halichondria panicea is the source of this 1955-nucleotide messenger RNA. RefSeq names its product solute carrier family 15 member 4-like. Gene Ontology annotation, biological process: transmembrane transport. NCBI's taxonomy places the organism in Eukaryota, Metazoa, Porifera, Demospongiae, Suberitida, Halichondriidae. Bases 63 to 1772 code for a protein of 569 amino acids. The record is from RefSeq and is a predicted model, not a curated record. The transcript has a single exon. Gene Ontology annotation, cellular component: membrane. Gene Ontology annotation, molecular function: transmembrane transporter activity.